Molecule: messenger RNA, 1515 nt
Organism: Cooperia oncophora
Lineage: Eukaryota; Metazoa; Nematoda; Chromadorea; Rhabditida; Trichostrongylidae
Source: the annotation of a GenBank genome assembly
AUGGUCAAUGCUACAGGCGAAAACGGAUGUUGCGAUGCAACAUCUGAAUUAUCAACAUUGACUCCUGAAGAAGGAGCUAAGAACGUUUCAUCGUCAAAACUAGGUAUAUGUGGUCUGGAUAUUCCUCCAGAGGGCGAAGGUGACGGAGCUGAUGUCCCUUCUCCGGUCGGCUCUGAAUGUUGGCGAAAUCCGAAUUCAUCGGAUGCUUUGAUGAGGAUGGAGGCAAUGUUCAGUGCUGGUGCAACACCUGUCGAUGUUAUCAAAGCUUUGUAUCCACGAAUGAAGGAACCUCCGGAGGGCUGGACAGAACACUUGAUCAUGUCAAUUCUUGCGGAAAUAUUGGAUCGCCCACCUACAAGGAGUAAACUUACACAGUACAACACAUUCGAGGAUGCUGUGGAGCUCUUCAAAACUCGCAAGCGGAUACUGAUUUUGACCGGUGCUGGAGUUUCUGUCUCCUGCGGCAUUCCAGACUUUCGCAGCAAAGAUGGUAUUUAUGCUCGUUUGCAUGUCGACUUUCCUGAUCUUCCUGACCCUACAGCGAUGUUUGACAUCCGUUAUUUCAGUCACAAUCCGGCUCCGUUCUAUGAUUUUGCUUCGGAAAUCUUUCCUGGCCAAUUUGAACCAUCGAUAUCUCACAAAUUCAUUCGCCAGCUAGAAGUGAACAACCAACUUUUGAGAAACUACACCCAAAAUAUUGAUACAUUGGAGAAACAGGCGAAGAUUGAAAGAGUCGUCGAAUGUCAUGGUUCUUUCUCUAAAGCGACAUGUUUGAAAUGUUUUGCCAAAUUCGAUGGUGAUGUAAUUAAGGACGACGUCUUGGCUAAGCGAGUGCCGCAUUGCCCUAAGUGUAUGGAUGGAAUUAUCAAGCCCGAUAUAGUAUUCUUUGGCGAGGAACUCGGUAAUUUUCAUACCAAAUGGCUGCUGAUAAAGAUGAACUCGAUCUGCUCGUGGUUAUUGGAUCUUCGCGUAAAAGUGAGAACAGCUAUCGACUUUACUUCCGCUUCCGUGGUCGAUCCAAACAGUCCUCAGAUCCUGAUCAAUUCGCUGCCUGGUGCAAUCUGCGGAAGUGAUGAAAUUAUUGAAGACAUCUGCAUAGCUCUUGGCGGGCCUUUCGUCGAAAUGCUGGAGGCUCACCAAAAUAAGGUGAAUGGGCACAGGGGCUCCGAAACAAAUGGGCAUUCUUGUCAUGCAGAGGUACAUCAGUCCACAAACACCGUGACAAUGUCGAAGAGGAAAAGAAGGCGGAUUGCAGAGAAGCAGGAAUUUCUCCAGAUCAUGAAACAGCUUGAAAUAUCUGAGAGCUCUGAAAAGAAUGGCGAUAUGGAGUACAGUACGGAGGUGAAGCGACCUAGAUUGGAAGAUAUGUACCAGCGACGGUACAUACCAGUGGCCAAGCAUCUUCCAGAACACACAUAUUUCCAGAUAUCAUCUAACAGAGCAAUAUUCCCUGGUGCCGAGCUGUAUUACGAUCUCGAAACAGGUGCUGUGUGUCAACCCACCAGUUACCGGUAA